Messenger RNA from Pelagomonas calceolata, 1398 nucleotides. The record is from the annotation of a GenBank genome assembly. NCBI's taxonomy places the organism in Eukaryota, Pelagophyceae, Pelagomonadales, Pelagomonadaceae.
GAAUUAAUCGGGCAUUUAAUAUCCACAGCCGGCGCACACGGGGCUAGCAGAGGCCAGAUCCCGUCGCGACAGCGCUGUCAGGGCUGCGCGCGGCCGAAACGCACAAAAAAACCGUCAGGAUUUGGCCCGAUACAGCCAUAGCACCACCGCACGCCAUCGCAGCGCAGCGCAUAUAGCAUCAAUGGCCGACGAGGCCCGGGGCCGCUAUGCCGAGGAGACCAAGGAGCCGCCGAUGCAAUACUUCACGCGCGCCACGCAAUUGUUGCGACGGAACGGUCCCGGCGACGGCGUAGAAGCAGAAAAACUCUUACUACCGAUCCUCGACGGCGACGGCGACGCCGCGCUCAAGGGGAGGGCCUGCUACGCGCUAGGCUACCGCCACGAGAGUUGUGGCGGCAGCGAGGCGGAGGCGGAGGCCUGGCUCGCAAAAGCGGCGGCGUUCGGCGACCUGCAAGCCAUCGACCUGAUCGCCGAUCGCAAGCGGGGCGUGAGAAUCAAAAGACUGCUGGACAUCGUAGUCUUCCUACUCCUCAUCUGCGCCAGCUUUGCCGUCUGGACACUCAGAGACCUAGUGGAAGUAGUAGCGUUCAAGGAGAAAUGGGAGGACGAGGUGCCCGGUUCUGAUCCGAGAAUAGUGCCCGACGUGGCGUGGCGCGACGGCGUCUUUUCUAUCGAAAAACGCAGAGACUUGGUGGAGAAGGGCGAGCACUUGUUGGGAGUUGUCGGCGACGCGAAUCCGCUCAGCGAGGAGGGCUUCGGCGGGACGCGGGGUGUCGUCCUCCACUUUACGCGGGCUGCGUUCGAGGAUGCGUACGCGUUUCAACAUCCGGCCUACGCGUGGCUCUACGAGGGCGUGUUGCAGGAAUUGUUAGAUGAUAGAUGCGACGCCUUCGUCUUCAACAUCCUCGUCGUGCCGCCGGGCCGCGAUAAAAAUAGGACGGUCGGCGUGGGCUCGCACGUCGACCAGACCCUCAUGCAGCCGUCGACGCAGCGCGAGCAGACGGCGUAUUCUGUCUCAGUCGCUUAUUUGCAAGUGCCCCAGGGUCUCGAUGGCGGCGAGCUCGUCGUGGCGGGGCGGAGCCACGCGCCGCGCGAGGGCUCCGUGUUAGUGUUCCGGGGCGACCAGUCGCACCGCGUGAAGGCCUUCUGUUUGAACAACGAGGGCGACUGCGCGGUGGAUCAAACACCAGAGACAAAGCGCAUCUCGUUCGUGUUAGAGCAGUACCGCGUCGUGCCCGAGAAGUUGCGCCGGACGCCAUUGUUCAUUAUCGCGCCGACAGCGACGGAGCAGGCGCUCCUGCCGCUCCUCGCGUCGCUGCGCCCGCUCGGCCCGGGCCUCCAGGACGCGUACCUGUGGGUGAGAAGGCGCUGGCUGAGCGGCGGGCAUAUGUAGUUGUU